Messenger RNA from Nematostella vectensis (starlet sea anemone), 4237 nucleotides. Its product is annotated as splicing factor 3B subunit 3-like. Bases 166 to 3822 code for a protein of 1218 amino acids. Gene Ontology annotation, biological process: mRNA splicing, via spliceosome. Gene Ontology annotation, cellular component: nucleus; U2 snRNP. Gene Ontology annotation, molecular function: U2 snRNA binding; protein binding. Lineage: Eukaryota; Metazoa; Cnidaria; Anthozoa; Actiniaria; Edwardsiidae. The transcript is spliced from 32 exons. The record is from RefSeq and is a predicted model, not a curated record.
GCUACCGCUGGCCACCCAAGCUAAAUCAAGAUGGCGGCGUUUUCUUGAAAAAACUUCACAAAUUGCUCUGAUUUCUACACGUUUCAUAUAAUCUGGACCUACAAAGCUGUUAUCUGGCACUUAAGUAAGUGUUGUCGCGAAAAAUUGAAAAGCUUUUAGUGCACAAUGCAUCUCUACGCACUGACGUUACAACGGGCCUCUGCCAUCAACAACACCAUUCAUGGCAACUUUUCAGGCACCAAGCAGCAGGAGAUUGUGGUGUCUCGCGGGAAGUUCAUUGAGCUCCUGAGGACAGAUCCUAACACAGGGAAGGUGUUCCCGGUGCUUGCCAUUGAGAUGUUCGGCAUUGUGCGGGAUCUUAUCGCUUUUAGACUGACUGGAGGAUCAAAAGAUUUUAUUGUGGUUGGCAGUGACUCUGGGCGAAUUGUUAUCCUAGAGUACAUUCCUUCCAAAAAUGUUUUUGAAAAGGUUCACCAGGAGACUUUUGGCAAGAGUGGAUGCCGCCGUAUUGUACCUGGGCAGUAUUUAGCAGCAGACCCUAAAGGGCGUGCCAUUAUGAUUGGUGCAAUAGAGAAACAGAAGCUUGUGUACAUAAUGAACAGAGACAGUGCCGCACGCUUGACCAUCUCUUCCCCCCUUGAGGCGCACAAGUCUCAUACCCUUGUGUACCACAUGGUGGGGGUGGACGCUGGGUUUGAGAACCCCAUGUUUGCCUGCUUGGAGAUGGAUUAUGAGGAAGCUGAUACCGAUCAUACAGGAGAAGCUGCUCAGACAACACAACAGACUCUAACAUUCUAUGAACUUGACCUUGGCCUUAACCAUGUGGUCCGAAAGUACAGCGAGCCCCUAGAGGAGCAUGGAAACCUUCUGAUUGCUGUGCCUGGAGGAAGUGACGGUCCGAGUGGUGUUCUAGUCUGCUCAGAGAAUUAUCUUACUUACAAAAACUUUGGCGAUCAGCCUGAUAUCAGAAUGCCCAUCCCCAGGAGAAAGUAUGAUUUGGAUGACCCGGAAAGAGGGAUGCUUUUUAUAUGUUCAGCCACACACAAGACAAAGUCCAUGUUCUUCUUCCUGGUGCAAACGGAGCAGGGCGACAUCUUCAAGAUAACCCUUGAGACUGAUGAAGACAUGGUUACAGAAAUCCGCAUGAAGUAUUUUGAUACCGUCCCCCCAGCUGUCAGUAUGUGUGUCCUCAAGACUGGCUUCCUCUUCACGGCAUCAGAGUUCGGCAAUCACUACCUGUAUCAGAUUGCCCAUCUCGGAGAUGACGACGAUGAGCUGGAGUUUUCAAGCACGAUGGAGUUGGAAGAGGGGACAACCUUCUUCUUCCAGCCACGUGGACUCAAGAACUUGGUGUUGGUGGAUGAGCUGGAAAGCCUUGCCCCAAUAAUGAACUGCCAGAUUGCAGAUCUUGCCAAUGAAGACACCCCCCAACUGUUUGCCGCAUGUGGGCGGGGUUCGCGGUCCUCUCUCAGAGUACUAAGGCAUGGCUUGGAGGUAUCUGAGAUGGCGGUGUCUGAACUGCCAGGUAACCCUAAUGCUGUCUGGACGGUCAAGCACACCACAGCAGACGAGUUUGAUGCAUACAUUGUGGUGUCCUUCAUUAACGCCACCCUUGUGCUCUCUAUCGGUGAGACUGUCGAAGAAGUGACAGACAGUGGAUUUCUAGGGACCACACCUACACUGUCAUGUUCACAGCUCGGAGAAGAAGCCCUUGUGCAGAUAUACCCCGAUGGUAUCCGACACAUCCGUGCAGACAAGCGUGUGAAUGAAUGGAAAGCCCCAGGCAAAAAGACCAUUGUCAAGUCUGCUGUCAAUGAGCGACAGGUCGUCAUUGCUCUCACAGGUGGUGAGGUGGUUUACUUUGAGAUGGACUCUUCAGGCCAGCUCAAUGAGUAUACAGAGCGCAAGGAGAUGUCUGCCGAUGUGCAGUGUAUGGCCCUAGGUACCAUCUUGCAUGGGGAGUUACGGUCACGCUUCCUGGCCAUUGGUCUUAGUGACAACACCGUCAGGAUUAUAUCACUCGAUCCACAGGACUGUCUGACGCCACUGAGUAUGCAGGCUCUCCCGGCCAUGCCUGAGUCUCUUUGUAUUGUGGAGAUGGGUGGCAAAGAGGGCGCAGAGUCAGAGGGGGGCAGCAUGGGGGGACUGUUCCUCAACAUCGGCCUCUCUAAUGGUGUGUUGCUGAGAACUGUCCUGGACACGGUCACAGGAGAUUUGUCUGACACUAGAACCAGAUACCUUGGUUCCAAAGCAGUGAAAUUGUUCAAGGUCAAAAUGCAUGGAUCUGAUGCUGUACUGGCCAUGUCUAGUCGUUCCUGGCUAAGUUACACCCAUCAGAGUCGCGUCCACCUCACGCCUCUCUCGUACGAGACCCUGGAGUAUGCCUCUGGGUUCUCCUCUGAGCAAUGCCCCGAAGGCAUUGUCGCGAUCGCUGGGAACACCCUAAGGAUUUUGGCACUGGAGAAACUUGGUGCUGUGUUUAACCAAGUCGCUACACCUCUCAAGUAUACCCCACGAAAGUUUGUCAUCCACAGUCCUACAAAUACUCUGGUUGUCAUAGAAACAGACCACAACACAUACACAGAUGCUGCACGUGAGGAGAGAAAGCAACAAAUGGCAGAGGAAAUGGUUGAGAUGGCUAGUGAGGAAGAAAAGGAGCUUGCGGCUCAAGCGGCCGCAGAGUUUCUGAGUGAAGAGUUGUCUGAGCAGCAGUUUGGCUCGCCUAAAGCUGGCACAGGCAUGUGGGCGUCGGUCAUCCGCGUCUUGGACCCUAUUAAGGGAGAGACGCAUGACGUUGUCCAGCUUGACCAGAAUGAGGCAGCAUUCAGUGUUUGUGUGUGUUCGUUUUCCGCGCGUCCGGAUGACACCUUUGUGAUCGUGGGCACGGCCAAGGACAUGGCCUUGAGCCCUCGCUCCUGCUCCACUGGCUAUUUGUACGCUUAUCGACUCGUGCAGCAGCCCAGCGGUGGCAUCAAGCUCGAGUUUCAGCACAAGACGGAGGUAGACGACGUCCCCGCGGCGCUGGAACCUUUCCAGGGUCGCCUGCUGGCCGGAAUAGGCAGGUUGCUGAGGGUCUACGACAUCGGCAAAAAGAAGAUGCUCAGGAAAUGCGAAAACAAGAAACUCCCGAACUUUAUCUGCAAUAUCAACAGCAUGGGAACACGUAUUGUUGUAUCCGACAUCCAGGAGUCGUUCCACUUUGUUAAAUACAAACCACGUGACAACCAGCUUGUCGUCUUUGCUGAUGACGUCAACCCCAGAUGGUUGACAUGCUGUUGUUACUUGGACUACGACACACUCGCGGGGGCCGACAAGUUUGGAAACAUCUUCACAGUCCGUCUGCCCUCCGGCUCAAGUGAUGACGUAGAUGAGGACCCGACGGGCACCAAAGCAUUCUGGGAUCGCGGGCUGCUCAACGGAGCACAGCAAAAGCUUGAGACCAUGUGUAACUACUUCGUUGGCGAGACGGUCCUCUCCCUUCAAAAGGCUACCCUGAUUCCAGGGGGGUCUGAGUCGCUUGUCUUCACCACCCUGUCAGGGGGGGUGGGAAUGCUUGUACCUUUCACAUCACGAGAGGACAUAGACUUCUUCCAGCAUCUUGAAAUGCACCUGAGGUCGGAACAGCCUUCCCUAGUGGGCAGGGACCAUCUGUCAUUUAGAUCCUACUACUUCCCAGUCAAGAGUGUCGUAGAUGGAGAUCUAUGUGAACAUUACAACUCUCUUGACUACUCCAAGCGCCGAACUAUUGCUGAAGAGCUAGACCGUACACCAGCCGAGGUUUCCAAGAAACUCGAAGACAUCAGGACCCGCUACGCGUUCUAAUCCCCUUUCUGUCAAUCAUGUUGAUUGGCAGCUGAAACUCCUCUACGUUAGCGCCUGAUCGACGCCAAAUUGCACAUACCCUACAGAGUCAAAUGGCGGAGGCUGUUUCCUUUACCACAUCCUGUCGGUGGUCUCAUUUUAUACAUCGUCGUCGUUACCCUUCAAAGAAUCGACUGUCGCCAUUUAAUAAACAUAGAUAAAUGGACCAGUCGGUACCGGUGUAACUGGUCUACUCCCCCUCCCCGAUACACCUCCCCCCGCCCCGCCCGUCCGCCCCGGCACACCGUGAAGGACACACCAAACAAAGGGGACAACUCUUCCGCCGUGUGGCAGGCGGUGUUCUUAUUACCAGCGCCAAACUUUUGUAUUAUAAACCUUAUUCGUAACUCGCGUAAUAAACAGUGCUUUUAGUAAA